ACGCAGUCACCAGAAAGCAGAUCCUCCAAGCGCAGAGUAGAUGCCGAGGAGAUUGGCGACCUAAGCGCAUCUGAGGAGGAAGAAGAUCAGGGACGUAUCGAAAGCCAACAGAUGCUACUGGUGGUCGAUCGCCUCAAGCACAAAGACGAUGGCUGGGUUGACAAGAUGCGCGCCAGCGUCGACAAGGACCAAGAGGCGCUCAUCCAGAUGCUUGACGACAAGGAGCAUCUCGACUCGCAAUUUCACAACGAAAUUCGCCGCCUCCUCACCGAAGUCCUCGGCGGACCUGCUCCGAAGCAGAAAAAAGGCACCAAUACCCAAGACACCUUCUACCUCAGACCCGCGCACGAGCACGCUCACCUCUUGUUCGCCAAAGCCGAAGACCUGAUCAAGCAAUACAACCACGUUUCCGACGCCAUCGACACAGGCAGAAACAGACUGGCCACUGACCAUAUCGAGACGUUUGAAAAGGACAAGAAUGAUGUAGCCGAGAUGCUUCACGCUGGUCAAGAACUUGCUCGCCGUCAGAUCCAGCAAGUCUUGAAGCGAUCAGACGACCGCGACUCUCCGCGUAACAAGACCAAACCUCUGUUCACUGAGGAGAAGCUGGAUGAUGUGGCUUCCAUGUUCCAGGUCCUGCGAGACGAGACCAGGGAAGAAGAGGGGAGCCAUGAAGCUGAGCUUGAGGCCAGAGCUGACAUGACUGUUGGAGAUGGCCUCUUUCCCAUCAUCCAUAACACCAAGAAAGGUGUCAAGAAGCUGGCCGGACAUCUGUUACCCGAUGAAGAA
Aureobasidium uvarum is the source of this 789-nucleotide messenger RNA. The record is from the annotation of a GenBank genome assembly. NCBI's taxonomy places the organism in Eukaryota, Fungi, Ascomycota, Dothideomycetes, Dothideales, Saccotheciaceae.